AAAAAAAAAAAAAAACGGUUUGACUCACUGUGUAUUUCACAAUCACCAUGUGUGUUUGUCAUGCAAUGGUAGUGCUUGAUAAUGCGUAUGAAAUUCUGAUAACAGUGGAAAUAUGGUGGAAGACUGUAAAAAACAAAGUCAACACCAGUCAAAUAGUGUAUGCAGAUCUCUUCGUUCAUUUGUCAUAUUCACGCUGUUCCUGGUCCUGUUCCUGUGCUACUACAUCGUCCCCAUUGAAUUCUCAGCAUCUUGGGCUUUAACAGUUGGAUUAUUUCUUCCAGAGAAAAUUUCAAGUCAAGCAAUCAACUUUUCACUGAAAAGAGUGUCGGCAAUGUCUGUGGAAUCAUGGAAGACCCUGGAACCAUAUUAUGUGGCUUACCCAUACAAGUAUAAUUUAGUUUUGAAUGAACCAGAGAAGUGCCAGAAGGAGAAUCCAUUUAUUGUAUUAAUUGUACCAGUAAAUCCAAGCAAUAAAGCUGCUCGGGAUGCCAUUCGUUCAACUUGGGGAUCACAGAAGUUAGUUGGGAACAAGACUGUGAGCACAUUAUUUAUGUUGGGUCUACCCACUUCAGAAGAAAGAGAAACGAUUCAAAAAGAUUUGCUACAGGAAAGUGCAAAGUAUCGUGACCUUAUACAAAGUGAUUUCUGGGACAGUUACAAAAAUCUCACAAUUAAGACCAUGGUAAUACUAGAAUGGUUGGCUGGUUACUGUCAGUAUGCCUCCUACGCAAUGAAAAUUGAUUCAGAUGUGUUUCUCAAUGUGGAAAACUUAGUGAAUAUGCUUCUUUCUGCACCAAAGCACAACUAUAUGUCUGGACUUGUGGCUAGGAGAGGAAUAGUACAGAGAGACCCCCAUUCUAAAUGGUUUAUUCCAAAAGCUGUUUAUGACCAACCUUUAUAUCCACCUUACACUCUGGGCUUGGGAUAUGUUUUCUCUUUGGACUUGCCAGUGAAACUUGUUAAAACAGCACAACUUAUCAAAGCGGUUUACAUAGAGGAUGUGUUUCUAGGUCUGUGUAUGACACAUUUAGGGAUCGCUCUAACUGAUCCACCUGAUGGAAACUUGUUCAGUGUCUUUCCUGUAGAAUACAACCGCUGCCGCUAUUCAAAAAUCAUCGCCACAACAACACGAAGCUUGAGAGACCAAGUGGAGUUUUGGAGGGAUUUACUGAGACCUGGUCCAUAUUGUUAAAAACAAAUAGAUCACAUGCUUACAGGCAACAAAGCUUGCCAGUAAUUUU
Messenger RNA from Carassius carassius (crucian carp), 1241 nucleotides. RefSeq names its product beta-1,3-galactosyltransferase 2-like. Gene Ontology annotation, molecular function: N-acetyl-beta-D-glucosaminide beta-(1,3)-galactosyltransferase activity. The record is from RefSeq and is a predicted model, not a curated record. The transcript has 2 exons. Gene Ontology annotation, cellular component: membrane. Lineage: Eukaryota; Metazoa; Chordata; Actinopteri; Cypriniformes; Cyprinidae. Bases 113 to 1192 code for a protein of 359 amino acids.